This is a messenger RNA of Aethalodelphis obliquidens (Pacific white-sided dolphin), 7025 nucleotides long. RefSeq names its product coiled-coil domain containing 89 (gene CCDC89). NCBI's taxonomy places the organism in Eukaryota, Metazoa, Chordata, Mammalia, Artiodactyla, Delphinidae. The record is from RefSeq and is a predicted model, not a curated record. Bases 5704 to 6819 code for a protein of 371 amino acids. The transcript is spliced from 2 exons.
AGAAAAGCCUGCGUGCAGCAAUGAAGACCCAAUGAAGCCAAAAAUUUAAAAAAAAAAAAAAAAAGUAGUUGAAAAGCUUUGAAGAUACAUUAACAUUUAUUCUUAAAGUUUUCCACAAAGACAUUUUUGGGUCAUUUGAUACAUAAAGCAUUACUCCCCCUUAGAACCCCACUAGCUCACCAUCUCAAAACAAGCCCUGAUUUAAUAUAGGUUGGGGGAAGCCUGGGUGGUGAGGGGAGGGUGAGAUCUUACAACAGGUAUCUAACGAAUGUCAUUGAAAACAUCUGGAGUGCUUGCCUCCUUUCCCCGAAACAGAUGCUAGAACCUUCGACCCACUGGCCAGUAAGAGCAACUAACCUAAAACAACGCCCUUCCCUCAUUGUCUCUCAAGGUCUUUUAGGAGGGUGGUUAAUCUAGCUGUAUUUCCUCUUCCUGUUCUGGCUGCAGGGAGGGACAAGAUGAGGUGAAAGGAGGCACAUCUCCAAGAUCGGCUGGAGCCAUAGCAGAAGUGCAAAUCCUGUUCCAGCUCCUGCCACUUCAUAGUACAAGCUACUUUCUCAGCCCUUUUUUCAGUUACCUGCUCAGCCAUCUGCCAGCAUCCAGCCAGCUAUGAAGCAUGAAUGAGAUGAGUCCUAGUAUCUCCCCAUCUAGGACUAGGAAUGCCCGCCUCCCACAUCCCCAGAUCCCCAAGACACCAGAGGGGACAAUAGAACCAUCCUUGCAUCUGCCCACAGAACUUCCAACUGCCUCGGGUCAUCCAAGGGGAUGUCGUGUCACAUUGUUUUUCCGAAAAAAUCUAUAAAAGCUUUAAUCUCACCUGGCUACAAGAGGAAGGCUAAAUGGGAUUUUCAUGCAUUAUAAAGUGUAGGCAACCUGAAUUCUUUGGUGAACUCAAGUUGACAGACUUUUCAUCCAGUGGGAUUUUUAGGCAAAGUCCCUGCUGAAAUUUUUUAUUUUCUUAAACUGGAGGCAUUUCCUUGAACUGCAUGUUUUAGGGCUCUUUUUCUUUUUCCAGAAACCCAACCGGAAAUAAGCCCCAAAGGGAGAUUUAUUGGAAAUAAACUGUUAGCCCAGAGAAUUAAGGAAGCACUACAGGAACUAGAUUACUUUGGGGACUCGUGGGCUGGAACCAGGAACUCAGAUACUGUCUCUCCUCUUCCUCAGGGACAGGCAGCUCCAGCAUCACAAGCUCUCAGCUAAAGCACUUCUCUUUCCUGGAUUCAGCUUGAGAGAGCUCUGGGAGAAACUGGCCAGGCUUGGGUCACGUCCCCACCUAUUGGACCACUCACGGUAGCCAGGAAUGGAUAGGGUAAGAUCUUAUGCUUGGCCCUGCGUGGAUUAUGUGUCCGCCCUGUGGCCAGGGAGAGGUGAUCCAUUUUCAGAAGAAUAGGGUAUCAUACACAUGGGCACUGGAGAAAUCAAGAGCUAGGUAGCCAUGUAAUUUGUUUCCCCCUUUGGUGAAAAUGCUUCAAAAUUCCAUUAUUUAAAAAAUGAAAUAAUAUUCCAAAGAGUCACUGCUGACUGUUUCCAGGGAGGCCGAAAUUUCCCCAACCAUCAUGACUGCUGCAGCUUUUAAGUAGAUGGUGAGGAUCCUGGGAACUGCAUAACCUGUUCACAUGGCCUAGGAGCCCACCAAAGCAUGAUUACUGUUAGCCUAGGCUUACGUCCAGGGAACUUGCUUGGACUUCUUUGUACAUCUCUCAUCCAUACUCACCAUCUAAGUAAAAAGUCCCCGAACAUCUGCCUUCUCUUGUACUCUUAGGCAUUUGUACAUCUUCUCUCAUUUAAUUCUGACAAUAUUUUGAAACAUAGGCAUUAUUAUCCACAUUUUAUAGUUGGCAGGGAACAAAGAAACUAAAGCACAGAGAGGUUAAGUUGUCCCAAGAAGAAUUCUUGUCCCAAGAAGAAUCCCCAUUCUCCUUUGGGAUUACUCUCCUAUUUCCUCUCCUGUCUCCACUCCCCCGCAGGCUCAUUCACUAAUUUCACUAGUUUGUUUUACAAAACAAAUGCUCCCACACAUUUGAUCCAAUCACAGAACAUUCCUUCCACUUCCUUGGCUGACUUGUUCCUAAAGAACUGGUUCUUCUUCAGCCUUACAAAAAGAAGACUCUCACUCUUCACAUUCAACACCUCAGUCAGGAUGUGGGAUCAGAUUUCAGAUCAUUGUGCCCCUAUUUUUAUUCUUUGAGAAGAGUGAUGUGUCCAAUUGAUCCAUGAUUAUGUUAGCAGUUAUCAUACUGAAUUGCUGUUUUUCUAUUAUUUGUCUCCAUCAUUAGAUGGUAAUUAUCUUAAGAACUGGGACUGCAAACCUUGGACAUAACAGUUUCUCAGUAUGUGAAUUGAACGAAUGAAUGAUUAAGCAAAUGAAUGAAUGAUGAACUAAAGACCAUGGGGUUCAGUAUCAAAAAAUCUGGGUUUGAAUUCUGUCUCUAUCACUUACUCUCUGAGUGACUUGGGACAACUUAACCUCUCUGUGCAUUAGUUUCUUUGUUCCCUGCCAACUAUAAAAUGUGGAUAAUAAUGCCUAUGUUUCAAGAAUAUUGUCAGAAUUAAAUGAGAGAAGAUGUACAAAUGCCUAGUACUAUGUAGGGCAUAUAGAAGAACUCUGUAAAUAGCAGCUUUAAAAAGGAGAUGUUAAAAGACUUAACAAAGACAAGUGGAGGGAACUCGUUGGUCACCACUAGGGAGAACAUUGGCCAAGGCUCAUGACUUGGACCUCUGGAAUAUAUACUGGAUACCUUCAGGGUCAAAGGUAGGGGGGAAAAUGGCAUAACAAAGAAAACCAUGGCAGAAAGGAGCCAAAAGUCAUUAUUACUAAACUGAAAGUUUCUGAGAAGAGUGAUAUACCUAAUUUAUUAAUGUAUACUUAGCAUCUAGCCCCGCACCAUACAUUACAAAUGUUUGUUGAAUAAAUCAGUGAAUGAAUACUGAUUAGGAUCUUUUGAGAUUCUUAACCUUGACAAGUGAUCUAUGAAUUUAAUAUUUAAAAUAAUUUUAAUGUAGAAGAGAUAUAUAAAAUAUUCCUAAUGUAGAAAAUGUAUUUAAUCAACAGAUUUCAUUGAGCAGCCAUUAUGUGCAAGGGACUUAGGUACAAAGAGAGGGGAAAGCGUCCGUAAGCUCAUCCUCAAGAAACAACUGCUAUUAACAUCUUGAGUAUUUUUCCUCUUUUCUUUUCUUUUCUUAGGAAACAUAUUCUGUGAAUUCACUUUACUACAUCAGACAACCAUAUAUGAUAAUCAGCAAAUAAAAUUUUCAAUGUAUGUCUGACCCUUUUAUUUAAAUGAAGAGGACUAUUCUAAUUUUCUAGUCACUUGCCUCAACUUUUCAAGUUCCAUUUCAGUAUACGAAGCUUGAAAUUGAAGGAAAAGUGAAGAAGAGAUGUGAGGGGGAAAUUAAAAAUAAGUUUCACUCACAUUUUUUAAUUCACUUUCAUAAACCCUAAAUAACCUACAAUUUAAGUUAUUAAAAUUUUAGUUCAGGAGAUUUUCCGAGCCUUUUGCUGGUGAAAGCUUUCCCUGAUAGACAGAUUCAGGAUUUGGGACAGGAGAUCCUGAUCUUUGAGACCAAAGCAAAAAUCUCAAACUCUUCUUUCAGAUCUAUUUUGCUCUAAGUGAAAUCUGAAGCAUUUAAAAAUCCAUCCAUGUAUAGUAACACCCCAGGCUUUUUCCUUAUCAUCAUGACUUGAGAAAUUAAGUCUGACCACAGACUUAACAGUGAUUGCAGGAAUAGCUAACUCUUUGCUCUGUGCUUAAGUUUUCACAUCAUUAAGAUCAUUCUAAAUUUUAACUCUUUUAUCUCUCUUUUUUCAAUUAUCUUUCAAACACAAGUAUUUCCAUGCCAUUAAAUUACCUAUAAACAUGAUAAUGUUUAAUGUCUACAUAAUAUUCUAUUAUAUGAAAAUACCAUAAUUUUCUUUAAAUUUUCUCUUUUUUGGACAUUUUGGUUUCCAACUUUUAGCCGUUAUAAACCACACUUGGAGCAAAACUUUUUCUUUCAGAAAAAGGCCUUUCUUUCAGCAAAGAUCUCCCCCAGACGGACAAUCAUUAAUUCAAAAGGCAUAAAGGUGUUUUAAGUUCUCAAUACAUCAAUUGACUUUUACCAUGGUAUAAGAGAGCACCUAUUUCACUAUACCCUUACCAGGUAUCUUAAAUAAUAAUACCAGGUAUCUUAAAUACCAGGUAUCUGGGUCAUCUUAAAAGAAGGGGAAAAUUUUUGACUAAUUUGAUAGAUGAAAUGAUAUCUAAUGUUAACUUAUAUUUAUUGGAUCCCUGAUAGGGUUCAAUUCUUGGCCAUUUCUGUCCCCUCAUCUGUGAAUUCAAUUGUUUAUUUCUCUUUUAAGAUGUUAACGCUUUAUUGAUUUGUACAGGCUCUUUGUAAAAAUAUAAAUCUGUUGUCUGUCAUAUUUAUGGUGGAUAGUUUUCUCUAUUCGAUUUUUGCCUUCAACAUCCAUUCAACACAUAUUUAUCUGAGUCUCCCCAAGGCAUUGGUCUAGUCAUCAAGGAUGAAACAGACACAGUUCCUGCCCCUAAGGAUCUCAGAGUUUAACAGGGGAAGGCAGGGGAGUAAAUGAUGAGUGCAGUAAGGCUUUCAAAUGCUCUGUUGGAAGUACAAAUAGACUAGAGUGGCCACACUAAAAGAGGUGAGUGGUCACGUCUACACUUACCGGCUAGGAGAGGCUUCACAGAGGAGGUGAUUCUUAUCUAAGUAUAAAAUGCUGGGUAAAUUACUAGAGCGACAAGGGACAAAGUGGAAAAAAGCAUUCCAGGCAGAGGGAACACCUACAGACAGGGCCUGCUAGGGAAACGUCAAUAGCUGGUGUUAGGCUAGGGAAUAAAACUAAAACGUCAGGCAGGUCUUGAGAAAGAAGGGGCUCCAGACCUCAGAGUCACAUAAUUUUUUAAAUUAUAUAUAACUUUAGAUGUUUAAGUCAAAUUGAGUGUUACCUUAUUCAUCUCUUACAUAAUAUUUAAGCUAAGAAAGUCCUUCCUGACCCAGAACUUUAAUACUUACCUUUGUUUUCCUCUAGUUUCCAUUUUUAAUACUUUGUUUUCAUUUUAGUCUUUACAUUUAACUGUUUAAUCCAUCUGGAAUUGACUUUGGUGUGUAUAAGGUAAGCCUCAUUUGAUUCUUUUUUCUGUUUUAAUGUUUAUCACGUCCAUAUUGUCCAUUAAGCUUUUCUCUGUAACCCUAUUGUGCCAGUGGGUAAAACAGGGAGUGCUGAAUAGCUAAUAAAAUGUAUUCCCAGCUGGGGACAAUGCUUCGGGAAACGAAAGAAAUUUCUCUGGGGUUUGCUCUUUCUCUGAGGUGUGUUAAACACUACAGGUACAAACUCACAGCCAUUUAGGAUCACCGCUCUCAGAGUACUACUGCUACUUUGUAUUUAUAGAUUGCAAAUUUUUUAAGGAGCCAACACUUUCCACAGAGAGGACUUUAUUCUCAUGACCACUGAAGCCGGGAGAGGGAAGAAGAAUAUGUCACCACUGCUUGAUUGUUUACUCCCACAAGAAAUUAUGUGGAGUCAGACUUGUUCCCCUGAUGCUGGCUGGAAAUCAGCAUUCUGAAGACCUGUCCACCAAUCACAGGGCUCCUUACUGGGUGAAAAAAACGACUGCUAGACAUUGCCAGGAGUCCCUAGCAACACCGUGGCUUUUGAAAUCUGGAGGGGGAGGCCGUGCAGUCAGCCGACAGUAGAGGAGAGUGCUGAUGCCUCAGGAAGAGACGGCUCUCAGGAUGGACACCCCACCCUCUGAAGAACCCUUAGAUAAGCAAAACAAAAAUCUAGAAAACCAGGAAGAGGAGAUGGAGUUUAAGGAACUGGAUGGUCUGAGGGAAGCCUUGGCAAACCUCCGGGGACUGUCCGAAGAGGAGAAGAGUGAGAAGGCGAAGCUGUACUCCCGCAUCCAGGAGCAGUCCCAGCUCAUCUGCAUCCUGAAGCGGAGGUCAGACGAGGCCCUGGAGCGCUGCCGGAUCCUGGAGCUGCUCAACACAGAGCUGGAGGAGAAGAGGAUGCAGGAUGCUGAGAAGCUGAAGGCCAAGAGCGAGCAGGCCCAGAGGCUGGAGGAACGCUUUAUGACCCUGGCAGCCAACCAUGAGUUGAUGAUCCGCUUCAAGGACGAACACAAAAGUCAGAACAUCAAGCUGAGAGAGGAGAAUGAGAAGCUGAGGAUGGAGAAUGACCACCUCUUCAGCCAGGCUCUGAAGGACCAGGAGGCCAAAGUAUUGCAGCUCACUGCCCGGAGUGAGGCCCUCACCAAGGAGCUGGAGUCUCUGAAACAGAGGAGCGCUCAGGAAGCCUGCCAGGCCCAGGCCCGAGAGAAGGAACUGCUGGAGCUGUUCCAGAGCCAGCAGGCCUGCGCCCACACCAAGGACACAGAGCAGCUGCGCAACCAGCUGCAGAGCCUCAAGCAGCAGCACCAACAGGCCAUGGAGCAGAUGGCCAAGGCCGAGGAGGCACACAGCCAGCUGAACCGGGAGCUGCAGGCCAGGCUGCAGACCGUCACUUGUGAGAAAGACGAGCUGUUGCAGCUGUCCAUGGAGAGGGGCAAGGUGCUUCAGAACAAGCAAGCAGAGAUCCGCCAGCUUGAGGAGAAGUUGGAGACGGCCGAUGUGGCCAGGAGGCGUGCGCUAGAGCGGUUUGAACAAGAGGCAGUGGCCGUGGACAGUAACUUGAGAGUCCGGGAACUCCAGCGCAGGCUAGAUGGGAUCCAGAAGGCCUACGAUGAACUCAGGCUGCAGUCAGAAGCCUUCAAAAAGCACAGCCUGGAUCUUUUAAGCAAGGAGAGAGAACUCAACGCCAAACUCCGCCAUCUCUUUCCAUAAGGAAGCUUCUGGUUCCUCUGGCCUCCAAUUUAGAAAUCAAGUAUUUGUGCCUUGUGGCAAGAGUAAAGAUGGGAUUCCAUUUAUUCUACCUUUAAGUACAAGAGACCACUCAAAGAAAAACUACUUUACUAUGACAUUGUUGUUGCCAUUGUCAGGAUAACACUAAUUUUCAGUCCUACCACCUAGAAUACACGAGAUUAACCAAA